UGAGGGGGAGCUAAGCGGAGUCUGGACAGGCUCCGCGGUGCCGGUACGCGGGGCUGCGGGGGGUGGGUAGCGAAGGCAGCCGGCUGCCAUUGUGGGCACAGACCCUAGGCUGGACCCCUGCGUCGCGGCCUGGACACCGGAUCCGGCAAGGCGCGUUGUAUUGCAGUAGUGCCUAGAGACCACAACUGAGAUCAGUGCAUUGUUGGGCUAAGCACUACCAAAAAAAAAAGGAGAAAAACUACCUGAAUACUACUUCUCUAGUUCUUGUGAAGGGGUGAAAGUGUCCUCUUGGCUACCUGACUCAAUGAGAAGGAAGAAUUUUUCCAUUCCACCCAGCCGGACCACUAGAUUUCACCACACUUGCCUGUGGCCGCUCCUGUGGGAUAAGCUGAGACGGAAGCAUCCAGCAGUGGCUUUCACAUCUUUACCUGCCAUGAUGAAAAGUUGCAUAAGAUCUUCCCUGAUCUACAUGUAAUCAACAAAUUUGUCAAACUCCUGUGUGAUCUACAACCUUCACAAGUAGACAAAAUGAAGCUAAAGCAUACUAUCAAUCCUGUUCUUCUUCAGUUAAUACACUUGAUAAUAUUGGUAUACUCAUUUAUAACAUACAUUCCAUGGUACAUACUAUCUGGCUCAAGACAGACUGUAGCAAAAUCAAAACAAAUUAAAGCCAAACCUGUGAAAAACAAACCUGGUAGUCCAUACAGGUCUGUUAACAGUUUGCAUUGCUUAGCUUCAGUUUUAUAUCCUGGAUGUGACACACUUGACAAAGUUUUCAAGUAUGCUAAAACUAAAUUUAAGGACAAAAAACUCUUAGGAACACGUGAAGUCCUAAAAGAGGAAGAUGAAAUCCAGCCCUCUGGAAAAAUUUUUAAAAAGGUCAUCCUUGGAAAAUACGCUUGGCUCUCAUAUGAUGAAGUCUAUGUUAAAGCUACUAAUUUUGGAAAUGGCUUAGCAGUAUUGGGGCAGCAAUCGAAGACUAACAUUGCCAUCUUCUGUGAGACUAGAGCAGAGUGGAUGAUUGUUGCACAGGCCUGCUUUAUGUGCAAUUACCAACUUGUUACACUGUAUGCUACGUUAGGAGGCCCAGCAAUAGUACAUGGACUAAAUGAAAGUGAGGUGACAACCAUCAUUACUAGUAAAGAACUGAUGCAAACAAAAUUGAAGGAAAUUGUUUCUCAGGUUCCACUAUUGAGGCAUAUUAUUACUGUGGAUGGCAAACCAACAACAUGGUCAGAAUUCCCGAAGGGUAUCAUUGUUCACACUAUGGCUUCCGUGCAAGCAAUGGGGGCCAAGGCAGAUAAUGUAAGCAAACAGCAGGCCAGGCCUGUACCCUCAGAUAUUGCAGUAAUCAUGUAUACAAGUGGAUCUACAGGACUUCCAAAAGGAGUCAUGAUUUCUCAUUGCAACCUUAUUGCUGGUAUAACUGGGAUGGCUGAAAGAAUUCCUCAUUUGGGGGAAAAAGACAUUUAUAUUGGAUAUUUGCCUCUUGCUCAUGUUCUGGAAUUAAGCGCUGAACUUGUUUGUCUGUCUCAUGGAUGCCGUAUUGGCUACUCAUCGCCCCAGACGUUAGCUGAUCAGUCCUCUAAAAUAAAGAAAGGAAGCAAAGGAGAUGUUACUAUUCUCAGACCUACACUAAUGGCAUCUGUACCGGAAAUCAUGGAUCGGAUCUACAAAAAUGUCAUGAAUAAAGUGAAUGAAAUGUCCAGUUUCCAAAGGAAUCUGUUUAUAUUGGCCUACAAUUACAAAAUGGAACAGAUUUCAAAAGGCUAUACUACGCCUCUUUGUGACAGCCUUAUUUUCCGGAAAGUACGAAUGCUGCUAGGUGGUAAAAUUCGCACCCUACUUUGUGGAGGAGCUCCACUUUCUGCUGCAACUCAGAGAUUUAUGAACAUCUGUUUCUGUUGCCCUGUGGGACAGGGAUAUGGACUAACUGAGUCAGCUGGGGCUGGAACAAUCACUGAAGUUUGGGACUACACUACAGGGAGAGUAGGGGCUCCUUUGGUUUGCUGUGAAAUCAAAUUAAUGAACUGGGAAGAAGGUGGAUAUUAUAAUACUGAUAAACCAUAUCCUAGAGGUGAGAUUCUUAUUGGAGGCCAAAAUGUGACCGUGGGCUACUACAAAAACGAAGAACGAACCAAAAAAGAUUUCACUGUGGAUGAGAAUGGACAGAGGUGGCUCCAUACUGGAGACAUUGGGGAGUUCCAUGCAGAUGGAUGUCUAAAAAUAAUUGAUCGUAAGAAAGAUCUUGUAAAACUCCAGGCUGGAGAAUACGUCUCUCUUGGCAAAGUUGAGGCAGCUUUGAAGAAUCUGCCACUGGUAGAUAAUAUUUGUGCAUAUGCAAGCAGUUUCCAGUCGUAUGUCAUUGCAUUUGUUGUGCCAAAUCAAAAGGAGCUUACAGAGCUAGCUCGGAAGAAAGGAUUUAAAGGAACCUGGGAAGAGAUCUGUACCAGUUCUGAAAUGCAAAAUGAGGUACUGAAGGUAGUAGCUGAAGCUGCUAGCUCAGGUGAGCAGUCAGCUCAUCUGGAGAAAUUUGAAAUACCAUUGAAAAUUCAUUUAAGCCCUGAUCCUUGGACUCCUGAGACUGGUCUGGUGACAGAUGCCUUCAAAUUAAAACGCAGAGAGCUCACAUCGCACUACCAGGUGGACAUUGAUCGAAUGUAUGGAAAAACAAAAUAAUUUUUUUCCUGCUCUUCUUUGCUACAGUGAGCUCAGAUCAAAUAGGAAAUACUUGAAUCUCAUGUCUCUGUACUUGAGACCAACACACAAAAACACCAUUCCUCAUUUUCAGCUUAAACUGUUACUUCUGAUAACAUCAACCUCUUUACCUGUCAGGAUUAGUAAAAUGUUAAGGCAGCAAACUUGUGUCUGUCUCCUUCUUUCCAGUAUUCUCUGUUACCCUGUCAAUAUGUAGAUUUUCCUGAGUUCUUUUGGGAAACUGUGAUUUUGAAGCCUCAAGUUUUUAAAUAUGAUUUAUAAAUCCUGUAUAAUGUUCUGUUUGCAACUUUUUAAAGUUUGGAUGUAUAGGCAGAUAACUUGGCUAUGUAAGAAAUGGUUAUUCUGGGGGCCUUUUUAUAUAAAUAUUUAAAUAUAAAAAGUGAUUGACGUGAAAUUAUGUAAUCUGAAAAUGCUUAUAACUCAAAUCACUGUUGGACGGAAGACCAGAUUAUUUGUUGCUGUGCAAUUGUUCUUUGUAAAUUUAAGAAAGAAAAAGUCUGACAUUCUGACUUGUGAAAUACACCUGAAAUAUGUGCCUGAUGGUUGAUCUUAAAUAUUUUAUUUUUUACCUAAAAAAGAAAGGUGAGCAUGGCACAGCACUGUAUAUAAGUAGACAGCCCUGGAGAAUGUGUUGUUUGAGGCUUUAUUAAUGCAAAAAAUGCUAUUUAACACACCAAAAACUACACCCGUGAAUAAUCUGUCUAAUAUUGAAAUUCACGUUUAAAAUAUCUUCAGGCCAUUUUGUACAGAAGUUAUAUUGUUUAAAACUUGUGAGAACUUUUAAGUGUUAAGUAAAAUGAAUUUAGAAAGUUUGCCGGGACUUCAACAAAAAUCAUCUCUUUUCUCAUCAGCCUUACAUACACAAUUCAGGUUUUCUGUUUUGUUGCUUGUAAAUCAUUGAUAAUAGUCAUGUUCAAACCUAGCUGCAGCCCAAAUCUUUUGGAGGGAAAUUUCUUAAAGGCCUAAAUGUCCAGUUAGGUACCAGUUGGAAUUGGGCACCUAACUCCCAUUUGUGCCUUUGAAAAUCUCCCCCUAAAUUAAUAAUUUCACGUUCUUUUGUUUAUAUUUUUUCUUUCUUUGAAGGCAAAUUCUCUGAAGUAUUGUCAGUUAAGAGUCAUAUUUAUUUUACCUGCUUGGUUGUUUAAUUGUUGCAACCAAAUUCUUGAGUUAGUUGAUUAUAAAUAGUCCUGUGAAGCUUUCAUUUUGAGAAUUCUGGGUGCAAGCUAGGUCUAAAGUGGGAGCCUCUAGAUUGGUUUCAGAUAUGUAUUUUAUUAUUAGUUUUUUAAUAUAUUAAUUUAGAGAAAAAUUUUGUGAUGGACCAGAUAUUAAAAGGGCUUUAAUUUGCUGAAAUGUCUUUCCUCAUAUGGUUUAUGUAGUUACAAUGUAAAAAGUCAGGUCUUUAUGCUUGCUUGAUGCAAUAGUUUGAUAACAAAGCAUUGGCUGUACAAAAGACAUGAAGUACUUAAAACCACCCUUUUCUGCAGUUAGCAUUGGUAAAGCUUUAACUUGGGAGUUUUUGGAGAAGGUUUCACACACACUCUGAUGAAAAAAAUUAAUUCUGAAGUAUAUGAAAAUUGACACUCUGUGCAGUUGUAUAGGAGACCAAAGUCAAGUAGGUUCCUUGUGCUGGUGAAAGCUGAAUGUAUCAUACCUAGUUUCAGUCACUUAAAUAACAGAAGAGUGAGCUGUAUUUUUAAUAGCUGUUACUGAAUUGCAAAGGGUUUGCACUAUUGUUGGUGCUGGAGAACUCUCUGCACCUUUUGGUGAGGUUUGGUGUAUUUAGUCAAAUGGAAUUGUCAGAAUUAAAGGGGUUCAAAAUCACAUUUGUAUCAGAAAUGAGGUAAUGAGGCUAUACAUCAUACAUAUGUAAUCCAGGCUGUACAUCAUCUGAAUGUUAAGGAAGUUAUAAACACAUGAUAGAUAUAUACAGAUAAGA
Molecule: messenger RNA, 4654 nt
Organism: Gopherus evgoodei (Goodes thornscrub tortoise)
Lineage: Eukaryota; Metazoa; Chordata; Testudines; Testudinidae
Gene: ACSL3
Product: acyl-CoA synthetase long chain family member 3
Exons: 18
Coding region: 529-2679 (716 amino acids)
Biological process (GO): neuron differentiation; long-chain fatty acid metabolic process; long-chain fatty-acyl-CoA metabolic process
Cellular component (GO): endoplasmic reticulum; plasma membrane; lipid droplet
Molecular function (GO): long-chain fatty acid-CoA ligase activity
Source: RefSeq, a predicted model, not a curated record